GAAGCUACCAAUUCAUCCUUUGUUUGGAGGUGGGGCCUGUCGGUGGCCCGGAUGCGAACGGGUGUUCGACGAAUUCGAUGACUUUUACCAGCAUUUGCAGUCAGAUCACAUUAAUGGAGAUUAUUCGGCCGCCCAGGCACGCAUUCAGAUGGAGGUGGUCUGUCAGCUGCAUCUGCAGUUGCAAAAGGAACGGGAUCGUUUGCAGGCAAUGAUUCUACACUUGAACAAGAAAAACGAAAUGGCUCGGAUUCCGAUGGCCGGCGCUGGUCCGUUCGCGCCGCAGAUUCCGCCUCCACCACCACCGUACGAGCUCAUCGCUGGAUUGCGCUUUCCACCUGCAGCGGCAGCUGUUGCGGCAGCGGCCGCUGCAGGAAGCGACGGCGCCAUGGCAGAGGUGGCGCUACAACUGACGAGCAAACAACAUGCAGCAAUGCAUCACCAUCAGCAGCAGCAACAUUCGCACAACCAUCAGCAGCAACAGCAGCACCAGGGCGGACGUGGCAGCAAGGGCGGAUCGGGCGGCGGUAUUCGCGCGAAAUAUUUCGCUUCGUCGCAGCAGGAGUCCGACGCUGGAGCGAACUUCAAGGAGAUAAACUAUCCGGACGUGCAGGACGGUGAGUUUGCGGAUGUGCACAAAAAUCGGGAGUUUUACCGCAGUCACGAUGUGCGGCCACCGUUUACGUAUGCUUCGCUGAUUAGACAGGCAAUAAUCGAGUCACCGGAGAAGCAGCUCACUUUAAAUGAGAUAUAUAACUGGUUCCAAAAUACAUUUUGCUAUUUUCGAAGAAAUGCAGCGACUUGGAAGAACGCCGUCCGGCACAACCUGUCACUGCACAAGUGCUUCAUGCGGGUCGAGAACAUCAAGGGCGCUGUCUGGACCGUGAACGAGGCAGAGUUUUGCAAGCGACGGCCCCAAAAGCUGGGAAUAAUGCAGUUUAAAUUUCAGAACGCCCCCGCCCCCGGCCUGCUGACGACGGGUGGCAAGAAGCACAAGGCGGCGCUGUCGGGUCCCCAUCCGACGCCGCCCAUUGCCGCCCUUCCGGCGACGAUUCCGUCGCCCACGGCUUCGUCCCUGGCGUCACCGUCGCCCGCGCUGUCGAUGGGCUUGAAAUCCCCGCCAGGUGGUUUCUACUACAAACGCUACUUGCUUAAGGUGCCACGUGUGAGUGCCUCUCAAGAAGUGACACCGAGGCAAAACGCUAUCCGGACGAACCUUUCGCUGCACAAGUGCUUCGUCCGGUACGAGGACGAUUUCGGUUCGUUCUGGAUGGUGGACGAUCACGAGUUCCUGAAGCGGCGCCAUCUGUCGCGGGGGAGGCCACGCAAGUACGACAUCACGAUGUCCCUGGAGGCGGAAGAGCACGGCAGUGGGCCGCCCGGUUCCGGGUCGAUGUCCGGUGGGCUCCAUCCGACCACUGCCGGAAACACGGGAGGCCCCGGGGGCGCCGUUCACGUGGGAGGUUCCAUCGAAGGAACGACACCGCCCCCGCUGAUCGGGACAAUGUGUUACGAGCCCGGGGGAGCAUCCGAGCGGGUUCCAAGCGUUGGACUAAGGUCUCCCAAGACGGAGUUCAUCAGACGGUAA
Molecule: messenger RNA, 1585 nt
Organism: Sabethes cyaneus
Lineage: Eukaryota; Metazoa; Arthropoda; Insecta; Diptera; Culicidae
Gene: FoxP
Product: forkhead box protein P1-B
Exons: 6
Coding region: 149-1585 (478 amino acids)
Biological process (GO): regulation of transcription by RNA polymerase II
Cellular component (GO): nucleus
Molecular function (GO): DNA-binding transcription factor activity, RNA polymerase II-specific; RNA polymerase II cis-regulatory region sequence-specific DNA binding
Source: RefSeq, a predicted model, not a curated record